Messenger RNA from Oncorhynchus masou masou (cherry salmon), 4949 nucleotides. Its product is annotated as zinc finger protein 35-like. The coding region runs from base 226 to 1935 and encodes 569 amino acids. Lineage: Eukaryota; Metazoa; Chordata; Actinopteri; Salmoniformes; Salmonidae. The record is from RefSeq and is a predicted model, not a curated record. Gene Ontology annotation, cellular component: nucleus. The transcript has 3 exons. Gene Ontology annotation, biological process: regulation of gene expression.
CGAAGAAGUAGUAAACGGAACUGAACAGUGAUCAAGAACAAUUUCCACGUUAGCGUUUUUUUGUUAUUUAGACAUUUAUUAACACCCUGGAACUCAAAAUAGGAUUAAUUUAACUGCACAGCAUAACUUAUGUAUCCCUGGUAGUGUUUAAUUCGCGUUGAAGACAGUACUUGGUUGAUAUAGGUGAUAUAGUUCAUGAUAGUUAGCUGCUAACGUUAGCUAACAAUGGCUACCUGUAACUCAAACGUUAUGAUUUUUCACACUCAAAUAGCCUCCGUCAUGGAGGUACUAGCGAAUGCGGCCGUUGCAGAGAUAUGUAAACUCGUAGACGACGACUAUGCAGUGUUUCGUUUGGAAAUAACUCAAAGCCAGAAAGAAAACAGGGCAUUGCGGAGGAAACUACAGCUACAGGAACUGAAGGUGGGACGGGAGCGCGCCGAGAGGACAACGCGAGAGCGCGUCUUCGCCAGUCGUCCCAGUAGUGUCAAGAUCCUCGAUAGAUACAGAGGAAUGACAAGAGGUGAAGGACAUCUCACUGGAGGCCACAGGAGCUUUGUGAAACCAACGGGACACAAAACAUGGAGAGAUUACCAACCCAUAGCUAUAGAUGAGGGGAGUGGAACCUCAAACCAACAUGUUAUCCUGAUAGAGUCUGCAGAUGCAGAGGCUGCUAGUCCUGGAGGAUCGUCUCUGGUCAAACAGGAGAGGACUGAAGGAGAGGAGGACCCACGACACAGCAGAGCCAUCCAGAUUGGAGCGGUUGGAGUGGCGCCCCCUGUAGCUACGGAGGACUUCGCCUCCGCGCCCCAGUCUAGGGCUCAAUGCAGCAUCACGGAGGUCAGUGGAACGCCGAAUGCCGUCCUGAAGUCAGAGAAAGACACAGAGACAUUAGCUGUAACACAAAGGUUCUUACACACAGGACCUGACCAAAUGUCAGACCCAGAGAGACUGGAGUUGGGACCACUGGGCUGUCCUCCUGCUCCUGGCUCAGAGUAUUUACUUUACGGUAACCCGAGCCUGAGGACGGUUCAUUCCCAUGGGGACUCACGUGACGUGUUGGAGACUGGCAAUGAUCUGUCUUGUUCUUACACAACAGAGAUGGAUCCUGUCAACAUGCCCUUGGGUUUAGAGACACAGACUGAUCUGUCUAGAGGGGACUGGAAACAGUACAGUAGUAGCGUAUACUCUGAAGGGUGCCUAGAUAAGAAAGGGGAGGUUAUAGUCAUAGAUGAGAGGACUGUGAAGGGCGAAGCUCCUCUGACAUGGAAUGUAGAUGAGACUCACUUAGUAGUAGGACACUCACAAGGCAGAGAUUUCUUAGAUUACAGAGAAAGCUUAGAGACUAAUCCAAAUGUUGCUUCCCAUUCCCCUUUACACACGCUCAGGGAUCUCAACCCAGUGUCCACGUCAAUGGGGCCUUCCGAUUCACAGAGCCGGGACUUUUUCGAUCAGGUAUUGAACUCAAAGGAUCAAAGGGCCAAGGCUCGGGGAGGGGGACCAACAUCAGGCAAUAGUAAAGAGAAGCGGUUCUGUAAUGAAGGCUUCAAUUGCCCCCAGAAGGUAGAGAUCCAUCAGAGGGUCCACAUAGGAGUGAAACCCUUCAGCUGUACCCAGUGUCAUAUGCACUUUGCUGAGGCUGGCAACCUGAAGAGGCACCAGAGGGUCCACACAGGGGAGAAACCCUUCAGCUGUGUUCAGUGUCACAUGCACUUCGCCCGGACGGGUGACCUGAAGAGGCACCAGAGGGUCCACACAGGGGAGAAACCCUUCAGCUGUACCCAGUGUCACAUGCGCUUCGCCCAGGCUGGCAACCUAAAGAUGCACCUGAAGGUCCACACGGGAGAAAGGCCAUUUGCCUGUCCUCACUGCGGGAAGAGGUUUUCAGAGAGGAGAUGCCUCAGGAUACACCAGCAGAAAAAACAUUCCAUUUUAUAAUAAAGAAACCAUUCCACUCAAUAGCUUCUGACUCUUAGAUCUAACCCUGCAUUAAAGACCAGGAUUAAUUUACAUUGUAGUCAGCAGAUGCAUUUGAAGUAACGAAUGUAACAGAUUUCAGUGUUGAAUAUUCCUGUGUAAAUAUUGCAUCCAGACAUUGUGUGAUACAAUGCAUUCAAUUCAAGUAUUUUUCAACAUUUUGUUACUUUACAUCCUUAUUCUAAUAUUGAUUUUAUAUCUUUUCUUCAUCAACCUACAGACAAUACCCCAUAAUGACAAAUCAAAAAGUGUUAUUUUUUUAUUUUUGCAAAUUUAUAAAAAAAAAAACUGAAGUAUGACUUUACAUAAGUAUUCAGACCCUUUACUCAGCACUUUGUUGAAGCACCUUUGGCCUCAAUUACAUCCUUGAGUCUUCUCACACACAGGUGUUCCUUUCCAAAUCAUGUCCAAUCAAUUGGAUUUACCUCAGGUAAACUCCAAGUUGUAGAAAUGAUGAUCAAUGGAAACAGGAUGCACCUGAGCUCAAUUUCGAGUCUCAUAGCAAAGGGUCUGAAUUUGCAAACAUUUCUAAAAACCUGUUUUCGCUUUGUCAUUAUGGGGUAUUAUAUGUCAAUUGAUGAGGAAAAAUAAUUAUUUAAUCCAUUUUAAAAUAAGGCUAUAACAUAACAAAAUGUGGAUGAAGUCAAGUGGUCUCAAUAGUUUCCGAAUGCACUGUUUUAUAAGCAUAAUAUACAAUGAACAAAAAACAUGAAUGUGAAGUGUUGGUCCCAUGUUUCAUGAGCUGAAAUAAAAGAUCACAGAACUUUACCAUAUGCACAAAAAGGUUAUUUCUCUCAAAUUAUGUGCACUAAUUUGUUUACAUUCCUGUUAAUGAGUUUCUCCUCUGACAAGAUAGUCCAUCCACCUGACAGGUGUGGCAUUUCAAGAAACUGAUUAAACAGCAUGAUCAUUACACAGGAGCAUCUUGUACUGGAGACAAUAAAAGGCCACUUUUAAAUGUACAGUUUUGUCACACAAGUUUUUCUACCUCCCUAUUUCUCACCAAUUUCAAUGUUGUCUCAUCGCUGAAACUCCCCAACGGGCUCGGGAGGCGAAGGUGGAGUUAUGCGUCCUCCGAAACAUGCCCCGCCUUUGAGGGAGCAUGCAAUUGGCAUGCUGACUGCAGGAAUGUCCACCUGAGCUGUUACCAGAGAAUUGAAUGUUCACUUCUCUACCAUAAGCCGCCUCAGCGGUUUGCUGAUGUCAACGUUGUCAACAGAAUGCUCCAUGGUGGCGGAGGGCUGAUGAUAUGGGCAAGCAUAAGCUACAGACAACAAACACAAUUGCAUUUUAUUCGUAGCUAUUUGAAUACAGAGAUAGCAUAACUAGAUCCUGAGGCCUAUUGUCUUGCCAUUCAUCUGCCGCCAACGUCUCAUGUUUCAGCAUGAUAAUGCACUGCCCCAUGUCACAAGCAUCUAUACACAAUUCCUGGAAGCUGAACAUCCAGGUGCACUUUUGCAAACUUCAGAGGUGCAGCAAUGCUUUUUUUGGACAGCAGUGGCUUCUUCCGUGGUGUCCUCCCAUGACCGCAAUUCUUGUUUAGUGUUUUACGUAUCGUAAACUCGUCAGCAGAGAUGUUAGCAUGUCCCAGAGAUUUCUGGAAGACUUUAGCUGACACUCUAGGAUUAUUCUUAACCUCAUUGAGCAUUCUAGGCUGUGCUCUUGCAGUAUUCUUUCCCAUAAGGCCACUCCUAGAGAGAGUAGCAACAUUGCUGAAUUUUCUCCAUUUAUAAACAAUGUGUCUUACUGUGGACUGAUGAACGUCAAUGCUUUUAGAGAUACUUUUGUAACCCUUUCCAGCUUCAUGCAAGUUAACAAUUCUUAAUCUUAGGUCUUGUGAGAUCUCUUUUGUUUGAGGCAUGGUUCACAUCAGGCAAUGCUUCUAGUGAAUAGCAACCUCAAAUUUUGUGAGUAUUUUUUUAUAGGGCAAGGCAGCUCUAAACAACAUCUCCAAUCUCGUCUCAUUGUUUGGACUCCAGGUUAGCUGACUCCUGACUCCAAUUAGCUUUUGGAGAAGUCAUUAGCAUAGGGGUUCACAUACUUUUCUCAAACUACACUGUAAAUGUGUAAAUUAUGUAUUCAAUAUAGACAAAAAAGGAUGUGUGUGUUAUUAGAUUAAGCACAGUAUAUUUGUCUAUGGUUGUGAUUUAGAUGAUCAGAUUGCAUUUUAUGACCAAUUUAUGCAGAAAUCCAGGUAAUUCUAAAGGGUUCAUAUACUUUUUCUUGCCACUGUAUAUGAACUGCUGCAUGUUGCAUUCAUAUUUUUGUUCAGUGUAUAUAAUCCUAAAAUGUCUGUUCCAUAUUGUGUUUGUACUGUGUAGGCUAUAUGUUCACAUGCCUAUUUCAUUCAAUUACUUUAUUUCUUUCCCAAGACACUUUUAAUGAGAAAAUGAAUGCAGUUGAUCAAAUUCAUGCAGAUUUUUUGUUGAUGUGUGUGAUUUUCAUAUGGUGUAUGUCGUGGACUUAUUGUCAUCAAAAGGAGAGCCUUUUACAUUUCUUCAAAACAAGUAAACUUUGUUAUUUAAUUACUGCAGUAAUGGAGCUUCUCAACGAGCCCCCGUGAUUCUUUGAGAGCCCAACCAGCAGGACUAAGCCACAGCAUUUUAUAGCGAAGUCCAUCCUCCUGGAUGUUCAUGACAAAUCACAGAUGUAUAGAAUGGGUCACGAGGUUAGGAUUCGUAUGAAAGAUACUAAUAAUUAACAGCAAACAGUAUCUGCUGUAAAGACUGAUCUCAUUGUGUAGAAACCAGAGUCUGGACCCCAGCUCCAUACUGGAGCCAUCGGAAAUCAUCUGUCAGUGUUAAAUCUCCCAGAGGCCCAUCCUCAGUAGAACACACACAGAUGAACGUGUUUUCUUAGAACCCCCUAUUCUGUUGCAUAAAACAACCAUUUGAUGCAUUAACAGUAUUGUAACAAUCUUGCCAUAUGUAUUUAAAACUUGUUUAAUAAACACAAAAUGGGACUUUUCAUUCUAA